AUGUAUUUCAGGGUUCCCGUUACUAAACUUGGUCGUUUGGUCAAAGAAAACAAGAUCAAGUCACUUGAAGAUAUAUAUUUAUUCUCCCUUCCAAUUAAAGAAUAUCAAAUUGUAGACCAACUCGCCAAAGAGCCGUUGAAAGACGAGGUCAUGAAGAUCAUGCCUGUUCAGAAGCAGACUCGUGCUGGUCAGCGAACUCGGUUCAAGGCCUUUGUCGUAAUCGGCGAUACCAAGGGACACGUUGGUCUUGGAGUUAAAUGUUCAAAAGAAGUCGCCACCGCCAUUCGUGGCGCUAUCAUUCUUGCAAAACUUUCCGUCAUUCCUGUACGCCGUGGAUACUGGGGUUCCACAAUUGGUGAUCCACACACGGUUCCUUCCAAGGUCACUGGCAGAUGUGGUUCCGUUAUAUGCCGCCUUGUCCCUGCUCCUCGUGGUACUGGAAUUGUAGCUGCGCCCACGCCCAAAAAGCUUCUACAACUGGCAGGCAUCACCGACUGUUACACCACGUCACGUGGCUCCACUCGUACUUUGGGUAACUUUGUAAAGGCCACUUUUGCUGCCAUCGGCAAUACCUACGCCUUCCUGACUCCCAACUUGUGGAAGGAGACAGAUCUUAAACAGUCACCAUACCAAGAGUUUAGUGACAUUUUAUCCGUGCUCGACCGUCGUCUUGACGAAUGGGUAUCACCCGACAAGAUUGACCAAAGAAUAGUAUUUCCUAAUUCCAAUAAUUCCGUAGCUUUGAUAAACGGAUCACCCGCGCCAACAACAAAACAAAACAGGGCGAAACGUAAAUCUGAAAGCGAGGAGGAAGGCGAGUAUACGCGGUCGGUUCGUAUUGCGAAAAAAAGAAAACUUGUCAAUUGUACCAAAGAAGAAAGUGAUAAGAGGCAGGAUGUAUCUUCUUCACUUCAUGCACAAGAACAGCCAUCCAAGGUUCAAGCUCUACUCGAAAUGGAACACGUUCGUUACACGAAGGUCAGGAACAUAGAAGCGGUGGUAUUCGGGAAAUACGAGAUAGCGACUUGGUAUUAUUCACCUUUCCCCGACGAAUACAAGACCGUCAAAAAGAUAUACGUAUGCCAACAAUGCAUGAAAUACAUGAGAGUGAAGGAAACGUACGGCCGGCACACGUCUUUGUGCGAAUGGAAACAUCCACCAGGCGUCAAGAUAUAUGAGAUGGGGAGGAACAGGAUCUACGAGAUGGAUGGAAGGUCACACAAGCUCUACUGUCAGAAUUUUUGCCUGCUGGCAAAAUUCUUUGUCGAUCACAAAACGAUAUACUAUGACGUCGAGUCAUUUUUAUUCUACAUCCUGACCGAGAUCGACGAUCGAAAUGAAGAACACGUGGUCGGAUAUUUUUCCAAGGAGAAAAUUUCGUAUGAUAAUUAUAAUUUGGCUUGCAUACUCGUCUUCCCACCCUAUCAACGACGCGGAUAUGGUCAGCUCUUGAUAGAAUUCAGCUACGAACUUUCCAAGAAAGAACAGAAGAUCGGGACACCGGAACGACCAAUAUCAGACUUGGGCAUCAAGGGAUAUAGCUCAUAUUGGAAACGCACAAUUCUACGAAUUCUUCAGAACCACACGGUCGGCACACUUAAACGAGAGACCUCGGCGGACAUUGUUGACGAAUCGCACAACCCUAACGAAAAGUUUAUGAUUUCCAUUAACGAGAUUUCCCAGAAGACGAGCAUUCGUCAGGAUGACGUCACGUACGCACUGCGCGAGAUGAACUUUCUCAAAUACAGAAAUCCCAAAGUUGAUCUUGGGACGAUCAACAACUCAAUUAACAAUGACGAGUAA
Molecule: messenger RNA, 1803 nt
Organism: Acaulospora colombiana
Lineage: Eukaryota; Fungi; Glomeromycota; Glomeromycetes; Diversisporales; Acaulosporaceae
Source: the annotation of a GenBank genome assembly